UUCUUUCAAUAUAAAAAUAUAAUGAAAAUUAUUUAUAUAAGUUGGAUUAAAUUUUUUUUUAAAUUAUGACUAUCAGGAAAAAAUAUCCAUCAUUAAAGUAACAAAGUUCACAAAACUAGUGAGAAAUUAUUAAAAUAUUACCACUUUAAUGAAAAGAAGACUUUUUAUUAAACAUCACAGUAAAAUCUUCCUAACGUUAAAAUGAAUGGUACUAACAUUUUUAUUAGCCCACUGGAAAAUACACAAUUCUUAUCCAUUACAAAUUUGAUUAUUAUACUGGGAGAUUUACUGCACAGCGAUACACAAUUUUCUUCACUUCAGAAUAUAUUUGAACCAAUUCCAAUGGUCAAUGCUCUUUGUGAAUUUCUAGAUAAAAAUAUUCAAAGGGAGGAUAGAAUAUUAGCUCUAGGACAUAAACUAUUACAGGAGACGGAUUAUUAUGGUUCAAAAAAAAAUGAAACUCUUCAUUUAGAAUUUGUUAAUUCAAUGCUAAAUCAUAUUAUUGCAAACACUGUAUUUUCAAAAUUUGGCAACACUUUUGGAUAUUUGUCUGCAAUAGUAAAUUCAACAAAUAAUCUCACAUUAGAAUCGAUAAAAGAAAGUACUGCAAAAAAUCUUCAUAAACAAAUAUUUUUUAGCGAUAAUGGAAAGUUUUUCACUCUCUCCAAUAUAACCAUCGCAAGAAUAACACAAAACAUUAUCUUUCCACUUUUCCCUAAACCAAAGAAGACAAUGGAAAUUAUUCAUUUCAAAUACAUAUACGCUCAAGCCGGAUGGUUAUUAUUACAAAAUGUUCAAGAAAACAUUCAUAAUAUCAGUUUUUCUAAAUUAAUUCAACUGGCACUAAACGUAGAACAAGAAGUAAUGCAAGGUAACAUAGAUCCAAGUGCGCUGCAAAUUUUUCAGCUACCUGCAUUAUUGUACUACACUCAUCACAAGAAAAAUAGUAUCAAGAGAAAAAACUUAAAAAGUAUUAUGGUAAGCACCAAUUUUUGGCAAAGUAUAUAUAGUCAAUUUUUUACAGAUUUGAAUGUGACAAUUGAAAAAAUGAGUAUUUUCCAUAAACAUAAUCCAUCUUAUCAGUUUCAAACAGCAUUUGCCAAUUUUCAAAAUCGAACUGCUCUAGCAGAGAGUAUUUUGCGAAAAAACUGUCCAAAUAUAACUAAUUAUAAAAGCAAAAUUAAUGAUUACAAAAAUAAUCCAACGGAUUAUUAUUGUAAUAAGCAACUACAGCCAAACGUUAAUGAAAUAUUCUUUAAACAAAAUAGAAUCAUUGCCGAAAAGUAUUACUACUAUGAAAAGCAUUUAAUUAACCAUGUAUUUGAUGAGGAUUUAAAAAAAUUUAUCGAUCAAACAAACGUGACAAUUAAACCGAUUAAAGAUUUUUGGAACAAUCAGUGUUUCAGAUGUGCUAUCCUCUCGGGUAGACCGAUACUAAGUGAUGGAAUAGAUUUAUUUCAAAUUAGCGACGGAGGAGAGAAGAAAAUGAUAUAUGCUUUAAUUCGUAGUACAAAUGGUAUGAAACUGGUGCCUGCUACAGAUAUGAAUUCGUUUUUACAGAAUGAAAUAGGACUAAAUACUAGGGCGAAAUUGGACAUACCUUUUAUGGCUGAAGAUAUGAAAUCCGCAUCGGAGGAUGAUAAUUUUAAUACAUUUGCAACAUACAUUGCUAAAUAUAGAGAAAAGAAAUUUUUGGCUAAUCUAAAAAGUGCAGGUUACGAGGCUACAACAGUUGAAAAUGUGGCUAAUUUUUUUAAAAAUCUGAUUCCAUUUUACUCUUGUGCUGAAGCGGUGCAGAACUCCGAUAUUACAACACACACAGCUGUUAUGGCUUGUAUCUUCGAUUCUUUAGUAUUUUUACCAGUUUUUGGACUUGGAACAUCCGCUGGUAUGAAAAUUACUUCGGCCACAAUGAGAUCAACGGCAUUAAGAUUAGGUGCACAUAUGGAGACGUUGACUUUAAAAGAAGCCUUUAAAGCUAUAAUGAAAAUUGGAUUUCGUAUUAUUGCCACUGACAUCAUUGACUCCUUCUCACAAAUAAUCACAAAGGAAUUCAUUCAAAAUUUUGGAAUUACGAUACUUCGUUCUUUGGAUCCGGGAAUUGAGUUCUCGUACAUGAUAACUAAAGCUGGUGUAAAAACGCUUGUAAAAAGCUAUAAGUUUCUGAAAAGUCAAUUUUCGGUUAAAUCUUUGGAACAUUUGAAUAGUGUCACUAGUGUUAAAAUUGGAACUUACAAGGGAUAUGAUGUACAUGUGCAGAGUAUUACCGGUAAUGAUGGUUUGGGAUUAAAAACAAUUGAUUAUCAAGGUAGAACUGUAGAAUUAAGAAAAAUUCGAGGCUAUGCUGAUGAAAUGCCUGUUGUUGUGAUUAAUAACUCAAAAAGAAAUAAUAAAUACAAAAUAAUAGAUUUAGAAACGGGGGAGCUUGGUGAAACAGUAUGGGAGGAAAAAGAUCAAAUUUUGGUUGUUACUGAUAAACCAUUAAGAUAUCAUUUGAAAAUUAUUCAAAAAGAAGGAUUUGGUGGUAGAGGUGUUUUAAAUAGUGGACUGUAUAGAAGCAAUAGGCUUAGUCAAAUUGAAGAAUUGAGAAAUUCAGCAUUAUCUUCAAUUAGAAAUGAAAAUCAUAAGAAAAUGAUGGAAGAAUUAUUAAAAUGUUAUGUUUUUAAAUAUUCGACAAAUACUGCUGAAAAUUUUGUUAAAUAUUGGUUAAAGCAUAAUAAGUUUCCAGAAUGGAGUGAAACUUAUAAAUUAGUAGACGCGGAUCUUCAUUGGAAAGUAAGAUUUGUUAGUUUUCUUGAAGAAUUGAGGUUCAACACUUUAAACAUAGUUGAUGGUGUAUUUAAUAUUUAUGGACAGCAGUAUGUGAGGGACGUAAUAAAAGUUGAUCCAAAAAUGUUGUUUAAAUUUUAUACUGAACGCAUGCUUUUUGAUUCUAUUACAUUUUAUGAUCAAUUUGCAAUUGCCAAUUAUGUAAUAUCCGGAUACAAUAGAGUAUACCUUGAUGAUUUAGAAGCUCUGCAUAUGAGACGUGCGCUUUAUACAGCUGCAUUAAGGCAAUAUGAUAAUUCUGCUGUGUUUUCUAAAUAUAUUGGUGAAUGUUUCUACACAUUGGAAUCUAAAGUUUACAGUGAUAUCUUUCCAAUAGAACUUGGUAAAAUCAUGGACAUAAAUCACUUUACGGUUUUGUCUCUUCAAAAAAAUGAGUUGCUUUCUAUAUUAGAAACUGAUAGAUAUCACCUAAAAUUAUUGCACGAAAUAAAACUUGAUCAUCAUUGUUUAGCAGUAUUUGCGAAGGAAUAUUUACCUUUUAGAACUCAAGAUGUUAUUCUUCUUCCUGGAAUUAAAUUACAAUUAAGUGAUUGGCAAUAUAAUUUAUUUCAUGGACAGUCUGUAGUUGUGUUAAAAUGGAGAAAUAUUGAUUUAGAUGAAGCCAAAUGGCUGACAGAAACAACAAAUAAAAUUAAAUACAUAAUGAAUCAAGAGCAAACUGCACUAGAACUUGAAAAGAAUAUUCUUAAUGACUUUGAUACAAAUCUAUUACCACAUUAAUUUUUCUUUGCAAAAUAUCUUAUGUUGUUUGAUUUAUUUCCAAUGUUUUAUAUUAAUAUCCAAUGCGAUGGAUUAUAAUAAUUACUAAUUUUAAUAAUUAUGAUGAUAAUAUCGAACAUUUCAAAUCAGGUUGAUUAGUAAUUUUAAUUUUAUUGUCACGAAAAUUUGUUUCAACAGAGUCACGCGGAAUAUCAGAUUCUGAGUUUAUUAAACUUUCUUAUCAGUAAAGACCAUCAAACUUUUUUUAGUAUUCUCAUUAUUCUAUUAUUUCAUGUACUGUGUAUUUAAUACUAUAAGAAUGUGUAAAUAUUGUUUUUAACGAAGCUUGACGUUAGAAUUUAUAUAAAAAUUGGUAACCAAUUAAUUAAUUAAAAUUAAUUAAUAAUAGUGAAGGACAAUGGAUUUACUUGAUUUUUACACACAUUUUUUGUAUUUAAUUUUAUUUUUUUGCAUUUUUUCCUUCGAUUUUUUGGAUCUCUGAUCACAAAUCUAAAAAAGAAUUAACUUUUUUA
Leptopilina boulardi is the source of this 4061-nucleotide messenger RNA. RefSeq lists its product as uncharacterized. The record is from RefSeq and is a predicted model, not a curated record. The transcript is spliced from 2 exons. NCBI's taxonomy places the organism in Eukaryota, Metazoa, Arthropoda, Insecta, Hymenoptera, Figitidae. The coding region runs from base 202 to 3549 and encodes 1115 amino acids.